AUGGCAGGCAGGAGUACGGCACCCCAUCAAACGCAAGAGUUGCGGAAAUCUCAACAAAAAGUACGUGAAUCUAAACAACAACAACAACAACUCAAUCAAAGCAAACAACCACAACAACAACAACAACAACAACAACAACAACAAUCACCACAAAAACAACAAGAGCAACAACGACAAAAUGGAAAAGUGAUAGCCAAACCAUCAUCUUCUUUAUCUUCCUCUUCUUCCUCUUCUUCUUCUUUUAUUGCUGUGAUGCUGCAAAUGGCUGUCUGUGUUGUUGGGAUUUAUGUUUGUUUUGGUCUCUGGUCUAUUAAACAAGAGCGUGUGGUCACCAAGCCGUAUUAUCCUGCUGAAGUGAAUGGAAAGAUGGGUGAGGGAUCAAAGUUAUCUACUGUCUUUGUGCUUGGAUUUGCUCAGGCCUCUGCGGCUGUCUGUGUGGGUUUACUCUUGUUACUAUCUCAAUCUUUACAUGCUCGAUUUUCUUCCACUGCGAAGGUAAAUAAACAAACCGACAAGGAAAUAAUAAUAACAACUGCAAAGACAAAUACCAAAACUGUAUCCAUCACACCCACAACGACGAAAAAGAAGUUGACAUCCUCAUCCAAGUCAAAGGAGGAUACUCAUCAUCAUCAUCAUCAUGAUAAGAAAACAAUAUUUAGUAAACAUCGUCAUACAUUACUUUUAACUAUUCUUAUGGGCUUUACAAAUGCCUUUGGCUCAACUUUGGGAUAUGCGGCGAUGCGACGACUUCCCUAUCCUGUUGUUCUCGCUACUAAAAUGUCUAAAAUGGUUCCUGUUAUGUUAGUGGGUUUCUUUUGGUAUGGAACUCGUUAUUCCCUUGGUAAGUGUAUGGCUGCCGCUCUCAUCACAGGAGGAGUUCUCUGUUUUUAUUUACUGGAGGAAGUUCAUCAUCCACAUCAGAAGAGUAAACCCAAUAGUAGUAAUAGUAAUAGUAAUAAUAAUAGUAGCACGACUGGACCAACAGCUUGGAUAGGGUUUUUCUUACUUUUUCUGAAUCUCCUCACCGAUGGAUUCACCAACUCCACACAGGAUGUACUUGUGAAGACCCAACGUUGGACUGGGAAUCAACUCAUGGUAUUUACCAAUCUCUCUAGUGGAUUAUGGUUAGCGCUUGUGUUGAUCGCAUUGGAAAUCCUUCAUCCACUCACCACACUAUGGCUGGAAACAGAAACUACUCCUAAUAUGCAAACAACACUCUUUUCACCUCUUCUCAUGUAUGUAGAUUCCAUCAUACGAUGGUUACUACGUGAAGUGGCUCCAUUGCAGGACUUUUCACACACAUGGCGUUUCUUUCAACGACAUCCAGAUGCCAUGUAUGAUGUGGCAGUGAUGAGUUGUAUGAAUGCGGUUGGGCAAAUAUUUGUUUUCCGCACCAUUACACUCUUUGGCACACUUACAUUAACGGCGUUAACACUAUUACGAAAGUCUGGUAGUGUGGUCUUAUCUAUAUUAGUGCAUGGCCAUCAUGUGGCCUUUGGACAGUGGCUGGCGUUAAUUGCCGUAUUCGCCGGGGCCGUCUGGGAAGGGCUUAUGCACGCACGGAAGACACCUGCAAAGAAAAAGACCGCGUGA
Molecule: messenger RNA, 1593 nt
Organism: Trypanosoma theileri
Lineage: Eukaryota; Euglenozoa; Kinetoplastea; Trypanosomatida; Trypanosomatidae
Exons: 1
Coding region: 1-1593 (530 amino acids)
Biological process (GO): UDP-galactose transmembrane transport
Cellular component (GO): Golgi membrane; endoplasmic reticulum membrane
Molecular function (GO): UDP-galactose transmembrane transporter activity; UDP-glucose transmembrane transporter activity
Source: RefSeq, a predicted model, not a curated record